Messenger RNA from Aureobasidium melanogenum CBS 110374, 5046 nucleotides. RefSeq names its product clathrin heavy chain. Gene Ontology annotation, biological process: intracellular protein transport; receptor-mediated endocytosis; Golgi to endosome transport. The transcript is spliced from 5 exons. Gene Ontology annotation, cellular component: clathrin coat of trans-Golgi network vesicle; actin cortical patch; clathrin complex. Bases 1 to 5046 code for a protein of 1681 amino acids. The record is from RefSeq and is a predicted model, not a curated record. Gene Ontology annotation, molecular function: clathrin light chain binding; structural molecule activity. NCBI's taxonomy places the organism in Eukaryota, Fungi, Ascomycota, Dothideomycetes, Dothideales, Saccotheciaceae.
AUGGCUGCUCUACCCAUCAAGUUCACUGAGCUGCUACAGCUCACAGCGCUCAACAUUGACGUUCGUUCACCCCCCAAAUCUUUUGGUUUCAACUCUUGUACAUUAGAAUCAGAUCACUAUGUCUGUGUGUGCGACACUGCCUCGGGCGAGGUUGUUAUUGUCAACCUCAAGAACAACAACAGCGUCGUGCGUCGCCCUAUCAAGGCCGACAAUGCCAUCAUGCACUGGUCAAAAGACAUUAUCGCCCUGCGUGCCCAGCAGCGCACUCUGCAAAUCUUCGACCUGGGCGCAAAGGCCAAGCUCAAGUCGGCCACCAUGAACGAGGACGUCGUCUUCUGGAAGUGGUACAGCGAUAAGAGCUUGGGUUUGGUCACAGAGACUAGCGUCUACCACUGGGACAUUUUCGACCCCAGCCAGACUGCUCCCGUAAAAAUGUUCGACCGCAACUCCAACCUGGGCUCCCAGAUCAUCAACUACAGAGUCAGCCAAGACGAGAAGUGGAUGGUUGUUGUCUCCAUCUCGUCAGCAGGCGGUCGCGUCGUCGGAAAUAUGCAGCUCUACUCUCGCGACCGUGGUAUCAGUCAGGCAAUCGAGGGUCACGCCGCUGCUUUCGGUACCAUUCGCUUGGAGGGCGCACCUGCAGACACAAAGGUCUUCACCUUCUGCAACCGUACCGCUACAGGCGCCAAGCUCCACGUUGUGGAGAUCGACCACCAGCAAGGCAACCCUGUCUUCCCCAAGAGAGCCGUGGACGUCUACUUCCCGCAAGAAGCCGCCAGCGACUUCCCUGUCUCCAUGCAGGUCUCGGAGAAGUACAAGGUCAUUUAUUUGGUGACCAAGUACGGUUUCAUCCACCUUUACGACUUGGAGACUGGUACCGUCAUCUUCAUGAACCGCAUCUCAAGUGAGACCGUCUUUACCACAUGCCCCGACAGCGAGUCUUCUGGUAUCGUGGGAAUCAACCGCAAGGGUCAGGUUCUGUCCGUCAGCCUCGACGAGAACACUGUCAUCCCUUACCUCCUUCAGAGCCCCGAGAACGCCGAGCUUGCCUACAAGCUGGCCUCGCGCGGUGGCCUCCCCGGUGCUGACCAGCUUUACCAGCAGCGUUUCGAACACCUCCUGUCCUCUGGCCAAUACGCCGAUGCCGCAAAGACCGCUGCCAACUCUCCCAAUGGCUUCCUUCGCACACCUCAGACCAUCGAGCGCUUCAAAGCCUUGCAAGCCCAGCCUGGACAACUCUCCGUCAUUCUUCAAUACUUCGGUAUGCUGCUUGACAAGGGCAAGCUCAACCAGCACGAAACUCUCGAGCUGGCCAGACCUGUCCUGCAGCAGAACCGCAAGCACCUUCUUGAGAAGUGGAUGAGCGAGGGCAAGCUUGGUUGCUCCGAGCAGCUGGGUGAUAUCGUCCGUCUGCACGACCUGAACUUGGCCAUGCAAAUCUACAAGGAAGCUGGUUGCCCCCAAAAGGUUAUCGCCGCAAUGGCUGAGUCAGGCAACUUCGACCAAAUCCUCUCAUACUCCAAGGAGACUGGCUACACACCCGACUUCAACGCUCUUCUCCAGCACAUCGUCAGAGUCAACCCUGAGAAGGGUGCCGAAUUUGCUACUGCACUGGCCAAGGAGGAUGCCAACCUUAUCGACACAUCCCGUGUCCUCGAUGUCUUUAUGGCUCAGGGCAUGAUCCAGCAGGCUACUGCGUUUGGUCUUGACGUUCUUUCGGCUAACAGAGAAGAGGACGGUCCCCUCCAGACUCGCUUGAUUGAGAUGAACUUGAUGAACGCUCCUCAAGUCGCUGAUGCUAUCCUCGGUAACGAAAUGUUCACACACUACGAUCGCCCUCGCAUUGCCACCCUCUGUGAGCAGGCUGGUCUGUACUCAAGAGCUUUGGAACACUACGAGGACCCUGCAGCCAUCAAGCGCGUCAUUGUUCAGUCCGACAAGAUUCCUGAAGAUUUCCUGGUCAACUUCUUUGGCAAGCUCACUCUCGAACUGUCUAUGGAAUGUAUGGAUGAGAUGCUGAAGGUCAACAUCCGCCAAAACCUCGCUGCUGUCAUCAACAUCUCGAAGAAGUACUCGGACUUGUUUGGCCCUCACCGCAUCAUCGCUCUGCUUGAGAAGUACAGAACUGCUGAAGGUCUUUACUACUACCUUGGCGGUAUCGUCAACCUGAGCGAGGAUGAGGAGGUCACCUUCAAGUACAUUGAGGCCGCUACCACCAUGGGCCAAAUUCAAGAGGUUGAGCGCAUUUGCAGAGAAUCUAACCAUUAUAAUGGUGAGAAGGUAAAGAACUUCCUCAAGGAGGCCAACCUUACCGAGCAACUUCCCCUCAUUAUCGUCUGCGAUCGUUUCAACUUCGUUCACGACCUUGUUCUGUACCUCUACAAGAACCAGCACUUCAAGUCUAUCGAGGUCUACGUCCAGCGUGUCAACCCUGGCAGAACCCCUGGAGUUAUUGGUGGUCUGCUCGAUGUUGACUGUGACGAGAACAUCAUCAAGAACCUCCUGAGCUCGGUCGACUCGACUGUCAUCCCUAUCGAUGAGCUCGUCUCAGAGGUUGAGUCGAGAAAUCGUCUGAAGCUCUUGCUACCUUUCCUCGAGGCCACUCUCCAGGCCGGCAACCAGCAACAGGCUGUUUACAACGCUCUUGCUAAGAUUUACAUCGACAGCAACAACGACCCUGAGAAGUUCCUCAAGGAGAACGACAUGUACGAUACUUUGACCGUUGGUAAAUACUGCGAGAAGCGUGAUCCCAACCUCGCAUACAUUGCCUACCGCAAGGGUCAAAACGACCUCGAGCUCAUCGAGAUCACCAACGACAACGCCAUGUUCAGAGCCCAGGCUCGUUACUUGCUCGAGCGUGAGGAUCUCGAGAUCUGGAACUACGUCCUUAGCUCGAACAACAUGCACCGUCGUUCUCUUGUUGACCAGGUCAUUGCUACCGCCGUUCCCGAGUCGCAAGACCCUGAGCGUGUGUCGAUUGCCGUCAAAGCCUUCAUUGACGCCGAUAUGCCCACUGAGCUGAUCGAGCUGCUCGAGAAGAUCAUCCUCGAGCCUUCCGCCUUCAGCGACAACGCCAACCUCCAGAACUUGCUUAUGCUCACUGCUUGCAAGUCUGACCGUGCUCGUGUCGCCAACUACAUUCAAACCCUUUCUGAGUACAGCCCCGAAGACAUUGCCACUCAGUGUAUCGAGGUUGGCAUGUACGAGGAGGCAUUCGAGAUCUACAAGAAGCAUGGUAACCACACUGCUGCUACUGAUGUUCUCGUUGAUCACGUUGUUUCUAUUGACCGUGCGCAAGAGUACGCUGACCAGGUCGAUACUCCUGAGGUCUGGAGCAAGGUCGCUAAGGCCCAACUCGACGGUCUCCGUGUCAGCGACUCCGUUGAGUCUUACAUUCGCGCUCAAGACCCCUCCAACUACAACGAGGUCAUUGAGAUCGCUACUCACGCCGGCAAGGACGAGGACCUUAUCAAGUUCCUGCGCAUGGCACGCAAGACUCUGCGCGAAAUCCCCAUCGACACUGCUCUUGCCUUCUGCUUCGCCCGUACCAACCAGCUCAGCGAACUGGAGGACUUCCUCCGCACAUCCAACGUCGCCGACAUUGAAGCUUCAGGUGACAAAGCUUACGAGGAGGGCUACCACGAGGCUGCCAAGAUCUUCUUCACCAGCAUCUCGAACUGGGCCAAGCUCGCUACUACUCUGGUUCACCUCGAGGACUACCAAGCUGCUGUUGAGUGUGCUCGCAAGGCCAACAGCGUCAAGGUCUGGAAGCAAGUCAACGAGGCCUGUGUUGCCAAGAAGGAGUUCCGUCUUGCCCAGAUUUGCGGUCUCAAUUUGAUCGUUCACGCCGAAGAGCUCCAGGACCUCAUCAAGCAAUACGAGUACAACGGAUACUUCGACGAGCUCAUCUCGCUAUUGGAGGCCGGACUUGGUCUCGAGCGCGCUCACAUGGGUAUGUUCACUGAGUUGGGUAUUGCCCUCUCCAAGUACCACCCCGAGCGUGUCAUGGAGCACCUGCGUAUCUUCUGGGGACGUAUCAACAUUCCUAAGAUGAUUCGUGCUUGCGAGGAGGCUCACCUGUGGCCUGAGCUUGUCUUCUUAUACGUCCAUUAUGAUGAAUUCGAUAACGCUGCUCUUGCUAUGAUGGAGCGUGCUGCCGAUGCUUGGGAGCACCACUCUUUCAAGGACACUAUCGUCAAGGUUGCCAACUUGGAAAUCUACUACAAGGCCCUCAACUUCUAUUUGCAGGAGCAACCUUCGCUCCUUACCGAUCUGCUUCAGGCUUUGACUCCUCGCAUCGACGUCAACCGCGUUGUGCGCAUGUUUGAGAAGUCUGACAACAUCCCUCUCAUCAAGCCUUUCCUUCUCAACGUCCAAACACAAAAUAAGCGCGCUGUGAACGAUGCUAUUAACGACUUGCUUAUCGAGGAGGAGGACUACAAGACUCUUCGUGACUCUGUCGAGAACUACGACAACUACGAGGCUGUUGCUCUUGCUCAGCGUCUUGAGAAGCAUGACCUGGUCUUCUUCAGACAGAUUGCUGCCAACAUCUACCGCAAGACCAAGAGAUGGGACAAGUCGAUUGCACUUUCGAAGCAAGACAAGCUCUUCAAGGAUGCUAUCGAGACUGCUGCCAUGUCAGGCAAGGCUGAGGUUGUCGAGGAGCUUCUCCGCUACUUUGUCGACAUUGGCAGUCGCGAGUGCUUCGUGGGUAUGCUCUAUGCAUGCUAUGAUCUCAUUCCCCUGCACGUUGUUAUGGAGCUGUCAUGGCGUCACGGCCUGAACGACUUCACUAUGCCCUUCAUGAUCAACUACAUGUCGCAACAGGCUAUGGCAAUUGAGCAGCUCAAGAAGGACAACGAGGAGCGCAAGUCAAAAGAGGUGGUUCAGAAGACGGAGCAGGACAACACACCGAUUCUUGGAGGAUCACGACUGAUGCUGACCCAGGGACCGGUUGCAAGUGCACCGAGCCCAGUACCUUACUCGAACGGCGUGAUUCCCCAGCCCACCGGAUUCCAACCCACAGGAUUCGGCGGCUUCAGAUGA